AGGAGGAUAGAAAGCCCUGAGCGCAAUGACUCUCUGCUCUGGAACCGCGCGCUACGCUAAACUUCAUUGAAUGAUAAGUGAAGUUUCAGAGAACUCACUCUGUGUCUCCUCUCUGUCUCUCAGCCGGUAACACUGAUAGCGCUGCAGCCGCUUCACUGAGGGGAGCCUCUCCUCUGCGCCCACCUUAGUGUGAUGACAGCACCGCCGCUCCUGUGCGCGUGCUGCACCGCGCUGAUGCUGCUGAUGGCACGCGGAGCCGCACCUCUGCGCAACAGAGUGAAUUUUCCCAGAAAGCUCUGGGAGGUGGAGGUGAGAGGUGAUAUGGCCUUGGAAACAGUUUCUAGGCCUUCAGUUGCUGUGAAUGAAGUGUUGCGCGAGCGCCGUUUGGUCUGGAGAAGUCUCCUGCACAAAGAGCCCCCACCGAGGCAUUCCUGCACAGCGCUCCCCCACAGCACCAGUGGCACUGCCACACGCAGACGGGGCCGUCGCCAUGCCCUCAUAGGGACGCGGGGUCAUGGGCACGGCCAACUGAUGCGCGUGGGCUGCGUAUUAGGCACCUGCCAAGUCCAAAACCUUGGGCAUCGUCUCUACCAGCUCAUUGGUCAGAGUGGAAGAGAAGAGUCCUCCCCAGUCAAUCCCCGAAGUCCUCACAGUUAUGGAUAAGACGGUACCUGCAAACAAAUCCUAUGCGACAACAGGGUCUACUUGGCAUUAAGUCCCUAGAAUACAGGUUCAGAGCUAGCAUAGCUGCAAGCUAAAGCCCCACUCAAGGCUGGGUCCCAAAGCGUGGAAUACUUUGUUCUCAUUCUCUUUAAUACUGAGAUGUCUCUCUCUAGUGACCACUUUCCAUUAUCUCCACUGUAAUCCUGUACUGUUUGUUUAGAAGGAGAUUGCUCUCUUACUUUGAAUCUCUUUAAUCACCUUUGGCUAAGCCGGCCAAAGUCAAAUUGAGUACAAACACACACAAGAGGACACAUCCAUAUCCAUGAACACAGACAGCAUCAAAUAUGCUGUCAAAAGCUUGUAAACAGAAAGUCAACUGUGUGCCUGACCAAUUUGCAUGCCUACACAAGAUUCCUUAAUAAAAACACAGUCGCUCUCCUUUACAUGAACACAUAUACAAAUACAGACAGCCUCACUCAGUGGAGCCCUGGAGGAAUGUCUGCUGUCCUCAUGUGCACACUAAUCAAGUAGGUCAAAUUCAUUUCUCAGACAUGUGAAAGCACUUUAAAAGAAAAAUGUUUUCAUUAACCACUUUAAGACUUGAACAGAAAACAUGUUAUUUAAUUCUAAGUUAAGUGUUGAAAUGUAAAUAUUUUAGAAACAUUCAAAGUAUCUGUAUCUGUAUAUGCAGUGAUCUGUUUCUCUAACAUGUUUAUACAUUAACUAGCUGUCAUAUUCAAUAAACCCCUGACAUGCUUAUUUUAAAGCCACACUAAGAAAGUCUCCUCAUUUGCUUAGUUGGUAACCAAUAUGUUUGCAUACACACACAAAUACGUCACAAUGUACCACAUAAACACUCGAAAUGUAGGGCAUCAUAAACCUGAGGUCUCUUCCCUUUCUUCAUGAGAAGUAUGAGUGUGUGUGAGUGAGAAUGUGGAAAUGUCAGCAUGAGCAGAUCAUGAUCACCAUGACAUGCAUAAUUGUAAUUUUAUUAUCAAUAAACCAAUACAGCCUUCGUCCUCUGUCUUAUCACACGAGCGGAUCACUUAUGCUAGCGCACUAACAAGCUAAACAAAAACAAAAAGGAUUACACAGUACUGUGCAAAAGUUUUAGGAAGUCACAUGAAAUGUUUAAACCUGUUCCUCAGCAGCAAGUGUGUUCAUACCAUACUACUAAACUGUACUAUAUAACAGUUUAAAUACAAAUAAACAAAUAAAAUAGAAAGUAACAGUCAUUUGGGUUUUGUUGUAACAGUAUUGCUAUGUUCUGUUAGAAGAGCAGAGGUUUGGUUCCUGAUUGCAUAGAUUUGUUCAGUUCCAUCAGCAGCACAUCUGAUUUCACUUAAUGAAAAACUGAUUAGCUGAACAGGGUAUUGGAUGGUAACUGUG
This is a messenger RNA of Pygocentrus nattereri (red-bellied piranha), 2052 nucleotides long. It is a transcript of the gene adm2b, whose product is annotated as adrenomedullin 2b. NCBI's taxonomy places the organism in Eukaryota, Metazoa, Chordata, Actinopteri, Characiformes, Serrasalmidae. The record is from RefSeq and is a predicted model, not a curated record. The transcript has 2 exons. The coding region runs from base 193 to 663 and encodes 156 amino acids. Gene Ontology annotation, biological process: adenylate cyclase-activating G protein-coupled receptor signaling pathway; regulation of systemic arterial blood pressure; positive regulation of heart rate.